This is a messenger RNA of Lolium rigidum, 912 nucleotides long. RefSeq lists its product as uncharacterized. The coding region runs from base 1 to 717 and encodes 238 amino acids. Lineage: Eukaryota; Viridiplantae; Streptophyta; Magnoliopsida; Poales; Poaceae. The transcript has a single exon. The record is from RefSeq and is a predicted model, not a curated record.
AUGGCGGACUGCCGCAGCCUCAUCGAGUUCCUCCGCGCCUUCGAGCGCCGCCGCCGCGCCUCCACCCCCUCCCCGGACCCCUCCCCGUGCUCCCAGCGCGCCCGCCCGCGCCCCCGCCGCGCGCCCUCCUCCUGCUCCUCCCCCUCCCCCACCGCCCGGCGCAGGCCCUUCACCGCCCUCUGCGACCGCUCCCCGCCGACCCCGACCGCGGCGCUGGACGUGCUCGCGCUCCUCGCCGUCCUCUCCGCGCUCGCCUUCCUCGCCGCGCCCUACGCGCGCCUUCUCGCGCGCGAGGCCGCGGACCUGGUGCGCCACUACCCGGACGAGCCCUACUCCUACGUCGCCUUCGCGGCGGGCGCCGGCGCGGCCGUGGCCGCCGUCGCCGGGCUGCUGGCCUGGGAGGCGGCCGGCCACCACGCGCGCAAGUGCGGCCGGCCCCGCUGCCGCGGCCUGCGCAAGGCCGUCGAGUUCGACAUCCAGCUCGAGACGGAGGAGUGCGUGCGCGGGAGUCCGCUCGCGGCCGGCCGGGCCUCCGCGCUCCUCGCCGCGGCCCGCCCCGUCGAGCUCGGCGACGAGCACCGGGAGCUCGAGGCCGAGCUCAGGAAGAUGGCGCCCCCCAACGGCCGCUCCGUGCUCACCUUCCGCGCGCCCUGCGGCUGCGCCAAGGGCAGGAUGGAGGUCUGGGGAGCCAAGAAGGUGCGCCGGAUCAAGAAGUAGUCAUCCAGACACCCAAAACCGCUUCCGGCUUUUUUCCCCCCAGCAGGAGAAGCCCUGAAGCAACUAUACUCUUACUGCUCCAUAAUAAUAAGUAUUUCUAGUUGUUACAUACAAAAUACAGUGCUCUGCUCUUAUAGCAACUAUAGCUGAGAAUAAGGAGAGGAACAAAGGAAUACAUAUACAUGUGUUUGACUU